Molecule: messenger RNA, 545 nt
Organism: Prorocentrum cordatum
Lineage: Eukaryota; Dinophyceae; Prorocentrales; Prorocentraceae
Source: the annotation of a GenBank genome assembly
GACUCAGCGGCCUCGAGGCCUACACUCCUUCGGCGGGCGACUAUAAGCUUAUAGACGGCCUAUUGCUACAGUGGGGCCGCGCGCUGCUGAAGGGCGCUGCAGUUUCGAAGAUCGCGCAAGCCGACGGCGCCAUCAAGCAUAUUUCGCUGUCGGCUGUGCGCAUCUGGACCAAGCUUGGCUCAGUCCCCUCGCAGCUAGAACUUCGCAUCCGACGGCGACGCUGGCUGCAAGAGAUUGCUGCCCACCGCUCUGAGAACAAACAGCUGCUGGCAGCGAUCUGCGGGCAGAUGCGUGGCGAAGAAUACACUACCUGUGAAGAUGGUCUUCUCGCUCGGGACGACGCCGGACAGGUCCGUGGGGACCCCUGGGCCCUUCAAGCCCUCAAUUACAUCGCACUCCUGGUGCGCUUUGAAAAGGGCCCCGAGUUGCUCACCGCCGUGGGGCACAUCCAUCUGAGAGCUUUCACCGACGAGUUCAGCACGAGGCUUCACACAUUAAACUUUGGCAAGCUCCGCAACGUGUUCUGGGAUGGGGAUAUCGAUGAG